UUGCUCCAAUUAAGGUGUGGUUGAGCAUGACAGACAAGUGGAAUGGGAUGGAGAGUCAGAGGAGGAAGGGACCUUUCUCACCCUUGCUGCUUAUCCUAGGGGCACAGGCUUUCAUGGGGAUCCAGGCAGCUCACCAUAAGCAUGAGGUACAGUUCACAGUAGUGGGCACAGGAAACUCCCUCUUGGACCUCACCAUGGUGGAUUUUGUAGAUGACAUGCAGGUGUUCCUCUAUGACAAACAGAACAGCCAGCUCAUGGCCAAGGAGGCCUGGAUCUCCCAGGUCCUGGGGGCCAAGUUCAGGGAGAAGACUCAGCAGAAGUUAAUAGACCAUGAGAAGAGCUUCCUCUGGUUCCUGAAGAAAUUGAGACUGAAUGACACCAACAGUGACAAGAACAUCACACUGCAGCUCUUCGUAGUUUGUGAACCUCAGAGAGACAGCGACAUAGGCAACCAAAUCAAGAUUGCUGUGGAUGGCGAGGAUUUCUGCUGGCUGGAUGAGAUCGGACAAUGGUUUUUCAUGAUGCCUGAGGCUGAGUCCUUCAAACCUAUUCUGAUGAGUACCUUCUGGGCCAAUCAGAAAGCAUACUACAUGCAGGAAUAUUGUUAUGGCAUCAUGAAAAAAAUUCUGCAGCACUCAAGCAGAAAGAAGAAUGUGCCCCCCGAAGUGACUGUGCUCUACCGGGAAGCUGUGGAUGGCAUCAUCGUCCUCUCCUGCUCUGCUACAGGCUUCUACCCCAGCUGCAUUCUGUUGCACUGGCAGAAGGGUAGGGACAUAAUUGCAGCAGGGAAGCAGAGUUCCAGCAGCACACUGCCAAAUGCUGAUGGCACCUUCUACCAAAGAAUCAUCAUUGAACUCCCACCGGGGGACCCAGGGACCAAUUAUGAUUGUGUGGUAGACCACAUUGAGCUAGGAACACCAAAAGUAUUUCCUGUACCUGGAAAACCUCCUAAGAAGAGGACCUGGACUGUGACACUCAGCAUUCUGGGGGUUGUCAUCUUUGUGCUGAGCUGUGCUAUGUCCUUUAUUCAGUGGAAGAAGACAAAUACAGGCUACAGCAUCCAUGAAUGUGCCACAAUGGAAGACAUACAGAUGGAUAUUCAAGAACACUAGAAUAUUCUGCAGUGCCGGCCUUGGAGAAACAGAAGACCAGCCACUGCUGCUAUUUGCCUGCCCUUGCUGACCUUGAGGAAGAGAAGUCUAAUUGGAAUGAAGAACCCCUCUUGGUGCCAGCCAGCCUGUUGUCCUCCCUGUCCUCAGUGGCUUCCCUCUUCUCUCCCAACUCGGCCGUGUGGCUCCUGCUGUUCUAUUGAACUGCUUAAAGGCAGAGCCCAGGAGUAGAAGGCCCUGGGUUUGGAAUCAGGGGGCUGGGGUUAAUUGGGCCUGUGACAAUCGUUGUGUCAUCAUGGACAAGUCACAACUGCCUGAGCCUUAGCUGCUUUCUAAGGCAAGCUUGAGAUUAGGUUGUGAUACGCCUAUGUGGAAGGAUGCCCUAAGUCUCCCACCAACAGAUUCACAGAGCUUUGUUUAUGUGAUAUGUGAGUAUCACAGUUUAGUGAGCAGCUAGGUGGUAUGAUGGUUAGAGCAUGGGGCUUGGAAUCAGAAUGAUUCAUUUUCAUG
Messenger RNA from Phascolarctos cinereus (koala), 1619 nucleotides. The record is from RefSeq and is a predicted model, not a curated record. Lineage: Eukaryota; Metazoa; Chordata; Mammalia; Diprotodontia; Phascolarctidae.